AGUUCUCUGAUGUUUGUUGUUUUACUCAUGAUACCCACUCGUCUGUAUUGAUAAAUAAAACGUGAGGUUCAGACUUCUUUUUUCGAUGUUGUUUAUAAGGGGUAGAAGUCAAUGAUUGGAGUACAUACGUAGAAAUUUCCUCCAAUUUUUUUUCUCUAGUUUUUGAGGUUAAGAAACGGCUUUGUCUGCCAAUAUUUUGGACGAUGGAGAGAGGAUAAAGCAAGAAUUGAGAUACACUAGGAUAGGCCUGUCCAGUGGUAUUACUCGCUCUUGUCAAUCACCAAACAGUAAAUAAAAGUGAUUGGAAUAUUUUAAAUCACGUGUCAGCGAUUCCAAGGGACAUCUAGAAAGCUGUCCUGUUAUAUUGUGAUAUACGAGGAUGUGACUGGUGAUUUGAACAGUUGGAGAGUACGUGAGAAGAUUCUGAUGGUGCAAUGGCUAAUGUCCAGGAGGAAAAUGAUCAAAACGAGGGCAAUGGCUCGGACGAAACAUGCUGCGGCAGGGCAAUUUUCUGUCACCCAGUAAUCCGCAACAUACCGGUAAACCAUGCAAUCUCAUCGUGCCUGGGCGAAGCAAUCACGUGGUCAAGCAUCCUAUGGCUAUUAACCUCCCUGUCAAUAUUGACAGUUGCCUUUGGGACAUUGUAUGCUCUCAUUGGACCACCUAUGGCACCAGGUGGAAGUAUAUUCGGACUAUUCUGGUUAAUAGUAUCCUCCUACGCUCUCGGUUGGAGUCUCGCGUACAUUCCAUAUCUCAAUAUACCACCUGUAUUUGGUAUGCUCCUAGCCGGUAUGAUUUUCCGUGGUACUGGAAUUUACGAUAUACAUGAGGAAAUUGGAGCCCGUACAACUGGAAAAAUUCGGACUCUAUGUCUGACAUUUAUUAUGAUACGGGCUGGCUUGCAGCUUACGACAACAGCUAUUCAGAAACAUCCGUAUUUUUUGCUUUGUCUAGCACUUAUUCCAUGCACAGUGGAAUUUCUUACUCUUGGAUUGGCGUGUAAAUUUAUUCUGGAUUAUCCCUGGGACUGGGCAUUUCUGACCGGAACAAUCGUCGCUUGUCUGUCACCAGUGGUGACAGUGAACUGUAUUCUAGCACUGGCAGACAAAGGCUACGGUGAGGACAGAGGUAUGGCGACACUCCUCUGUACAGCAGCAUCGAUCGACGAUGUUCACAUAGUUUCACUUUUUUCCGUCUGUUACUCAUUCGUCUUUACAGGUGACAUUUUUCUCAUUACAAUUUUUUUUUCUCAUCCUAAUGAAUCAUUCCAUCAUGUAAUAUGUUAUCCAGACCAGGAUGUUCAUGGCUUUUGGUCAUACGUGCCGGGAGGUGUACGUGAUCUUCUGCUUGGUUUAACCGUGGGUCUAGUGCUUGGAUUAAUUUUUGCUUUUUUGCCCCACAGAAAUACGAAGUAUGUGACAUGGUACAGAGCGAGCUCGCUCAUCCUGGGAUCUCUGAUGUGCACCAUAGGUGCUUCAAAAUUUGCUGUUACUGGUGGUGGAUACUUAGCUACAGUAUCAAUGUCCUUCGUAGCAGCACGGGGUUGGAAACUCUUGUCAGGUAUAACAUUCGACGUGACUCCACUACGUCGUGUAAGCCAUUUUCUCUGGCACUUUAUGCAGCCAGUGUUGGUGGGCAUCAUUGGAGCGGAGAUUGACUUUACCCUGUGGUCACCCCAGAGAUUUGGCCUGCAUGUGAUAUGCAUAAUCAUCGGUCUAGUUGCUAGAAGUGCUUUCACCAUUCUGACGACCUAUCGCACCCCUUUUACACUGAAGGAACGAGUUUUCGUGGCAUUAGCAUGGUUACCGAAAGGCACACUUCAAGCAGCACUCGCGCCGAUGGCACUGGAAGAGGCUCGUCUUAUAGACGAUGAAAAGGAAAUAUCCCUGGCCAUGGACGUCGUACGUAUAUCAGUCGUGGCCAUUGUCUUUCUGGCGCCACUGGGUGCCAUUAUUAUGAUGGUAUCAGGACCAUUGCUAUUAAAUCGUCUCGAAGAGGACGAAAUUAAUCGAAACAGGGAAUUGAGUUUCCUCAGGUGGACGAGUUUGCAACCAGUAUACAACAACAGACAGAGGAAUUCUUCUUUGAGAAUUCCGUCAUAAUUCAUUCCAAUUUCAUAAAAUUAAUUUCCAGAAUUACCGGACGCGGUAGAGUCAUAAAAACAACACAUGAGUUUUAUUACGUGUCCAAAGAAAUAACUGACUUCAAAUCACCACUGAUUCUACGUUUAUUUCGCUCUUUGAUUGCUUGUCAGUCUCCCAAAAAUAUAUUGAAGUGUGGAAAUGAUUUGUACAUUGUGUUUCAAUUAAAUAUGGGGCAAAAUGGUUUCAAAAUAAAUAGUUGGUAUCGGUAUUUUUUCUACUCGCAAACCCAAAAAAAAUUCAUCUCAAAAGAUUCAAUGAUGAGGAAAAAUAAUGAAAUAAAGUUGUUGAUACUGCUUAAUUUUUUUCGAUUCGUGCGUUUAACCUCCCUCUCCCUCCCCCAGGUUCUUAGCCCAAAACUUCAGUCUGACUUGAUUGAUUGCUGCAUAGAAAAGUCAUUAAAAAUAAUGACAAAAGUGAAAAAAC
Messenger RNA from Diachasmimorpha longicaudata, 2567 nucleotides. RefSeq names its product sodium/hydrogen exchanger 9B1-like. Gene Ontology annotation, cellular component: membrane. Gene Ontology annotation, biological process: proton transmembrane transport. The transcript has 7 exons. Gene Ontology annotation, molecular function: antiporter activity. The coding region runs from base 435 to 2102 and encodes 555 amino acids. The record is from RefSeq and is a predicted model, not a curated record. NCBI's taxonomy places the organism in Eukaryota, Metazoa, Arthropoda, Insecta, Hymenoptera, Braconidae.